AUGAAACCAGCUCUGGAAAAGUACAUGGAAGAGCUUGCAAAAACAAAGAAAAGCGUUAAAGUCGUGGUUAGGGGCGAUAGAACAGUAGAGGGCAAGAUACAGGCUAUAGACAAACAUAUGAAUGUUCUACUCCGAGAAAGCAUCGAAACAAAAGUGCAAAAAGGAUGUAACACAAAAGGCGUGAAAAGAAGAAAUGAAAAAAUAUUUGUAAGAUCACUGGGAAACGUCUUCAUCAGAGGAGAGACAGUUAUUUCGCUGCACAUCGACUAG
Molecule: messenger RNA, 270 nt
Organism: Nematocida minor
Lineage: Eukaryota; Fungi; Microsporidia
Exons: 1
Coding region: 1-270 (89 amino acids)
Molecular function (GO): RNA binding
Source: RefSeq, a predicted model, not a curated record